AUGGGUAGCGGGUAUAUACAGAUAUCGAAGCAAGCGCUCACCCUCAGUUUUGAGUAUACGCAGCGGCUGCUGGUCUUUGAUGACCGCUGCUUGACCUGGCAACAGAUCCUCGAGAAGGAACCCUCAGGGGCACCCGCUGUUUUCACUCAGCAGAAAGAUGACAUCAAGAAGCUUCUUGCCAAAUCCCCCAUCUCCUUCAACCUCUCUUUUUGGCCUUGGCCUGUUGCAAGACAACCUUGCUCAUCAGACUUUCAUUUGCAUCAUUCUCCUCUUGGGCAGGUCGAGCAGUUUCUUGGAUUGGUACCAAGUAUUUUUCGCCAGCCAUCCGACUAUCACCACCUCUUCGCUCGUUUGGAGACCAAAGCAAACACAGAGAAAAUCGAGCAUCCACAGUGGAAACCCAUCAAGAUGGUGCACGUCUGCUGCAUCGGCAUCUCCUCCAAGAAAAAGGGGCAGGAUGAAGACGCAAAGGCAAAGGAGGCGGAUCCUCCCGAAGACACGCAGUCGAAGGACAGAAAGGCGAAGAACGCGAAAUCGAAGGAGAAAAUUCCAGCCCAGGUUCCGAAGCAGCCCCUUGUCGAAUUGAUCAAGCUGCCUCCUCCGGCCAAGCUGCCUGGAAGCAACUACAACAUGGAACUCAUGCUCAGUGGAACCAACACAGGGGGCUCCAUUACGUCCUCUCAGCGCUCAUACAUGCGCUCUCCUGAACUGGAUUUCAUUCCUGAUCCCACCGAGGUCGAAUAUGUGUCGGACCACGAGGAUCAAAUCGAAGCACCCAGAAGAAGUGGCCCAUGGAGCAGACUCAGCCGACGCCGCUCUAACAACAGCAACAAGCGGUCUGACAGUCCCGACAGUGACAAGCGGGUGUCGAUUAUCAGCAUUCAGAGGCCCUCUUCCAAUCCCGCUGCUACGGAGAUAGAUGGCUCCCCGCAAUACGAUCAGGCUGCUUAUACUUACUCUGUGAGACAGAACAACAUGAGGCGCAUUCAAGCCGACCUCGAGAGCGAGCACAGUUCGCGAUCUGUCACGCCUGGAAGUAAGAGAUUCCGUGGGUUGGAGACAGUGGUGGAAGUUCCUGGUGAUCACCAAAGCGAGCGUCAGAGCGGACCGCGGCCGCGGAGCGGAAUAGAGGUGGAGAUUCCCACCGAUGUUUCUGUGGUUGAUGUCACGUCUCUGCCGCAGCCACCGCCUGCUGCCAAGCUUUCGAACGAAGGUGUUAAGGUUCAUCCUAUCGAUAUCACCACUGGAGACCGCCGGCGUAGCAGCUGUCCAAAGCCUGAAACCUCCACGAAGGUCACGGCAACAAAUCUUGUUCUUCGAGAGCGAGGGUCACUCCCUGAUAUGCCUCCCCCGGCCCCGAUUCUCCCUGCUCGCCAGAGUCGCGCCGAUCAGGAUGACGAGUCUUUCAGAACUUGGAGACUCUCCCAGUGUAUCCCCCACUGCGAAAGUCAGAUGGCCCUCUCUCUUCAACCUCAGAAUAUCCCCCUCCCACUGGACGCUGAGAGCACAGCUGCCUUUGACGACAAGGAGGCUUCUGAGGCCCAAUUUCAAGAUGGUUCUUCCAGCAACGGCGCAACUCUGUGCGACAUGGAGAAGCCCGAUGGCAAGCUCGCAACCGAGCCCGUGGGCAUAUCUCAGCCUCCCCGCACUUCGGAAUCUGCACAGUCCCAGGAUGGCAGUGGCUGGGAGACCUGGCUGCUCGCCGAGAAGCUCUCGUCUCAGGAGGAUUUCGUCACAGCUCAGGAUUUGGAUGGCAAGAAGAAGUUCGCAACUGCAGUGCCUAGUCGCAGCUCUGCUACCGAAGCUGGCGAUGAGAAAGGAACAAACCGUCAACACUCGAGCCCCAUCAGCUUUCCACUCCAAGAAAUUUCUGGUGACAAGCCGUACGCCGACUUGCCUUUGAAAGACGACUUGGAGGUAAAGACUACUUUGUUUGGUAGAAUGCCCUUGCAAGCGAACGAGCCGUCCCACUAUCCGUCAUCUUCUGUAUACUCGUCUAUGCAGAACACACGUACCGCCUCGCCAUCGGGCUUGAAGAAUAUCAGUGGUGACGACGAUCGCAACAGCCUUGCUGAGAGUCUUAUUGAUCUCGACCUCGCCAACUUUGAUUGUGGGUUUACAUUAAUCGCGGAAGCUGGUAUCUCAACUAAUAAAGCAACAGUGUACAAUCUCAAGGAGCAGCAUUCUGAUGAGAGUUAUCGUACCGCCCUAGACAAGAACCCCGACUCUGACACGGCUGUACCUUCUAUCAUCCUAUCAGGCCAGGAAGUAGCUGGCGCAGAUGGUAUUUGCUUCCAGACUGAGAACUAUCACAACUACGGCACCGCGCGGAACGUCCCUGACCCGAAGAACGAGAAGCCUGGUUCAGUUGGUGGUAUUGGAGGAAUUUCUGGUGAAUCCCAGAUCGACCUGCCUAGCGACGGCUAUGGACCGUCGCGAAAGUCUUCAUUCCUCCAAUUCCUGGGCAUUCGUAGAAGCUCGAGUACCAAGAAUCGAUGGCAGUCGCAUAGUCAGUCUUCCACGGAGCCCGCACAGCUGAACUCCUCGUCGGUAGCGAACCAGAUGCUCAAGCCACGGGAGAACAUUGAAAUGCUUUCGAGUCACAGCAUCACUUCUUCGACCCAGCAUGUCCCGAACGACGUCGCAUUCACUGCACCCAAGCUCACUGAAAGCGCCACCGUGGUCUGGCAGCGAGCUUUCAGAGUUGAGCACGACCAGCGCGAGACCAAGUCCACUACAUAUUCCAAGAAGUCUGCCAUGGCUAAAGCCAGCAUGGGAACAAUCUCAGUCGACGAGAACCACCUCUCUCACCCUACAGAGCGAGAUGUAGUCGGAUAUCGCUACAAAGAAACCAAAGCGCAGGAUUUUAUCGCAACACGAAACGCCAGCCAGUCAAGCACUUCUCAGCAGUCUUUCUCCGGUACCAUCAUUCCCAAGAAGUCGGAGAACAACGAAGAUUGGCCCUCCCAUGACAGAGCCAAGAGAACUAGUACUGCAGGCCCUGAUGACGAUAUGACGCCGAAGGAUUUUGCGGCAGUCCCCGGUGCGGAGACAGCGCAGUAUGUUGAGCUCGCCGGCAAGACUUCCAUGCCCAGCGUCGUCGAGAUCAAGAAGUCUUCUCAGUCCAUGUCGAAGAAGCUCGGGAAGGCCAUGAAGACCAGCUUGGGAAAAAUGAUGCCGUCCAAGCCCGGUGUCAAGUCAUCUGCCCAACUCGAAUAUCCAGAGCUCGAAAUCCUGCCCACCAAGGAAGGUUACAAAGACCUGGAAGCUCUCCAGAGCAGCAUUGAAACCUUGAAGGGCAGUGAGCAUGCCAAAAUGGCCAUCAAUCCAGCUCUUGCCAUGGCUGAGUUGGAGAACCAGCCAGCGUCUUCCCUGGACCCUCUGCCUGCGCGGCUCCACGAAGCCGAGCACGCGAGACACGAAUCUGCCAAUGAUACCGCCAACACCGCCCAAAAUGAUGUUGCUCUGGAGAGCAAGAACGCUCACAAGGGUGGUACUGAAGUACCGACUAUCCGGCCCGUUACACCGGCCAACAUGAUCAUGCUUCCUGCGGGAGAUUCCACUACCGCUACGACUGAGCAAUGGGCUACCCCAGCCAGUCGUCUGUCUUACACCACAGCUCUCGAUGAGAAUGACGCAGUUGAAAUUGCCUUGAUGUACGAUCAUCCAUUGAAGCUAACUCUGAUUUCCAGGUGA
Colletotrichum lupini is the source of this 3696-nucleotide messenger RNA. RefSeq lists its product as uncharacterized. Bases 1 to 3696 code for a protein of 1231 amino acids. The record is from RefSeq and is a predicted model, not a curated record. Lineage: Eukaryota; Fungi; Ascomycota; Sordariomycetes; Glomerellales; Glomerellaceae. The transcript is spliced from 6 exons.